GCCUAUCCGUGGGUAUCUCAUUUCCCUGUGGCUGGCGGGUCCAUAGUCCUGAAUGCCACAGGACACGGGGAGGCAAGGAGUUGUGUCUGAGCAUUUCUCUGUGAGUAGGGACCAUGCGUGUGCGUGCAUGGUGCAUUCAAGGCGGUCAGACAACCACCUGCAGAAGUCUGCGCUCUUCUUCCACCAUGCGGGUUCUGGGAACUGAACCCAGAUCACCAGGGUUUGCAGUUGGUGCCCUUACACCCCAUGAACCAGCUCACUAGCCCUGCACCUCCUUCUGUUGUUGUUGUUGUUGUCCCUGGGUCUCUCAUAUCUCCAGGAGUUUGUUGACUCAGCUAAGAUGGUUUCAGGGAUCCAUCCAACUGCACCACCUCCCCACUCAAGGCUGGGGUUACAGAUGUGUGCCUGGGUACCUAGGCACACAUUUUAAAUAGUAAUUAUAAAUAGUAAUUUUAAAAUUACUUAUUUUAUUCUAGUCUGUGUGUGUGUGUGUGUAUGUGUGUGGUGUAUGCCGUGUGUGCAGGUGCCAGUGGAGGUCAGAAGAGGGUGCAAGAUUCACUGGAGUUAAGGCUAUUGUGAGCCACGCAGUGCAGAUGCUGGAAACUGAACCAGGGUCCUCCACAAGAGCAGCAUGGCUCUUGCCUGCUAAGGCAUCUCUCCAACCUCUGCACCAGAUUUUCACAAAUGUGCUGCGGAUUCAAACUUAGAUCCUCACACUUGUGCACACUCUAACAACUGGCCAUCUCCCCAGCCCCAUCUAUGGGUUUUGUUUGUGUAAAUAUACAUGUAACACAGUGUCUCACUCAGUGAAAUGACCUUGUGUCUCGUAUCAGGAUGCAUGUCCAUGUUAAGAGUCUCUCUCUUGCCUGUGUGUUGUGGGUGUGUGGCCACACAUGUUGGAGUAUAGUGUGUGCAAGCACUGUGUGUGACUUUGGAUCAAUGGUAUGCUGAUCUGGACGCUGGCAUUCAUGUGUGUCCAAAUCCAGCCCCACCCCCUCCAAAGGCUGUCAUCCUGGGCUGUGUCUUGUGUGGCUAGAAUGCUAUAGAAUGUCCAGCUUUGGGGAGAAGCUGCUUGAACCCUUCCAUCUGGACUACUCUCUGACAGUAGGGUUAUAUUAUGUAGUGUGCUGGGGCACAUGGAGUGUCAGACAUGUCAGGGAUCACAGUAGGAAGUGUGCGUGUGAGUCCCACGCACAGUGCGUGUUGCUCUAUGUUUCCAGUUCUCUAGGCACUCCGUGUCAGCAUCUGCCACCCUCAGGUGUUUGCGUGUAUUGGGUACAACCCUAUGUGUGUCACAUCCACACCACUUGGGUAUCUGUUAACACAUGUAUGUUGCACCUGGUGCCUUUUACAAGUCCCUGUGUCCACACCUGAUGUGUGUUUGUGUAGCUCUUAGUGCACGUUUCGUGCGGCCGUUGGUGCUUAACUCUUUACAUAAUAAAAUGCGAAGGGGUUUUCCUUGGUUUUGGUUUUGAGUCUCACAUAGCUCAGACUGACCUUGAACUCACAGCUGAGGAGGACCUAGAACUGCUGAUCCUCCUGCCUUGGGCUCCCUUAUGCCAAGGUGCGGGCUCGCACCACUGCCUGCUUUAUGCCAUGCUGGGGACUGAACCUCAGGGCGUCUUCAUGCUGAAUGAGAAAUCUGCUGACUGCACUCGUCCCUGGCUCUGCUUUAAUCUUUUUAUUUAAGAUAUAUUUUUAUUUAUUACGUGUGUGCAUAUCUAUGUGAAUGAAUGCCACGUGUGUGUGGGUGCCCACAGAAGCCAGAAAAAGGGUGUCUGAUCCCCUGAGUUGAAGUUGCAGGUGGUUGCAAGCUGCCGGGUGAGUGCUGAGAACAGAAGUUAGACUUCUCAGAGUUGCACUGGCUCUUAACUGCUGUGCGGUCUCUCCAGCCCCUCCCCCAGGCCCACUUUGAGCAACGUGUGUGACUGACUAUAUGACUACAACCUUUGGGUGGCCCCGUGUGCCACGGGAUGCUUCUGCCCUGCUAAAUGCUGGCGUGUGUCACAUACAGCAUGUGUGUGUGUGGUGUCUGGGUGUGGCUGUGGGUUUCUGAACUUUCGGGAGUUGUGAGUCACUUCUGUGGAGGUUGUGUGGUGUGUCCUGGUGUGUUGGACUCCAUCUCCGGUCUGUCGUGGGGUGCUCUGUGGUGUCUGGGUGUGGCGGAUUGUAGGUGUGUACCACCGAGUGCAAACGGUUAGGGAGUCACAAACUAUUGUGUGUCAGAGUGUGUCUUUGCCCACGUGGAUGGACUCUUCUUCCUUGCCUGGGGCCACAAGACACACCCCAACCCCUCCUUAGUCUCAGAAGGGGAUGGGAUGGGCUGCCUCCCCCUACCCAGGGACCUCCCCGUCUCUCCCCGCCCUGCCCUGCCGCAGUUACCACUCCCCAGAGGGCACAGGGCUAGGCUGUGCCUUCCAGCAAAAGUCCCAGAGUGAACAGAACGGGCCUCCGGCCUGGAAGCCAAGCUGGCUGCCAUUUGCGUACUGAGAGGUGGGGGACCCUGGGCAGGAAGCUGGCUGAGCCCCAAGACCUCAGGGACCAUGGGCGGGGAGCUGGUGACUGGCCUGGGGGCCCUGCGACGGAGAAAACGCCUACUGGAGCAAGAGAAGAGGGUGGCCGGCUGGGCGCUGGUGCUGGCGGGAACUGGCAUCGGGCUCAUGGUGCUGCACGCUGAGAUGUUGUGGUUCCUGGGUUGCAAGUGGGUGCUGUACCUGCUCUUAGUGAAGUGCUUGAUCACCCUGUCCACUGUCUUCCUACUCUGCCUCAUUGUGGCCUUCCAUGCCAAGGAGGUCCAGCUGUUCAUGACCGACAACGGGCUCCGGGAUUGGCGGGUGGCACUAACCCGGCGGCAGGUGGCGCAGAUCCUGCUGGAGCUGCUGGUGUGCGGGGUGCACCCGGUGCCCCUGAGGAGCCCGCACUGCGUUCUGUCCGGGGAGGCCACCGACGCGCAGCCCUGGCCGAGCUUCCUGGGCGAAGGGGAGGCGCUGCUGUCUCUGGCCAUGCUGCUCCGUCUCUACCUGGUGCCCCGUGCGGUGCUGCUGCGCAGCGGCGUCCUCCUCAACGCCUCCUACCGCAGCAUCGGGGCGCUGAACCAAGUUCGUUUCCGCCACUGGUUCGUGGCCAAGCUCUACAUGAACACGCACCCGGGUCGCCUGCUACUGGGCCUCACGCUCGGCCUGUGGCUCACCACAGCUUGGGUGCUGUCUGUGGCUGAGAGGCAGGCCGUCAAUGCCACCGGGCACCUCACAGAUACGUUGUGGCUGAUACCCAUCACAUUCCUGACCAUCGGCUAUGGGGACGUGGUACCUGGCACCAUAUGGGGCAAGAUCGUCUGCUUGUGCACUGGAGUCAUGGGGGUCUGUUGCACUGCCUUGCUAGUGGCUGUGGUGGCCCGGAAGCUGGAGUUUAACAAGGCGGAAAAACACGUGCACAACUUCAUGAUGGAUAUUCAUUAUGCCAAAGAGAUGAAGGAGUCAGCUGCACGCCUCCUGCAGGAAGCCUGGAUGUACUACAAGCACACUCGCAGGAAGGACUCCCGAGCUGCCCGGAGGCAUCAACGCAAGUUGCUGUCCGCCAUCUACACGUUCCGCCAGGUACGGCUGAAACACCGGAAGCUCCGGGAACAAGUGAACUCCAUGGUGGAUAUCUCCAAGAUGCACAUGAUCCUGUGCGACCUGCAGCUGGGUCUCAGCACCUCACACCGGGCCCUGGAGAAGAGAAUCGACGGGCUGGCAGGCAAGCUGGAUGCCCUGACCGAGCUGCUGGGCACUGCCCUGCAGCAACAGCAGCUACCAGAACCCAGUCAGGAGGCCACGUAGCUGCACCCAUGGAAGAAGAAUCAGGCUAUGUACCCCAGGACUAACCUCAACCACUUCUGACCGAGUCCCAUGAAUAAAGCACUUCAAGACGCUAGGAUCAAAGCGGGCCCACGGUGAGAUGAGUGGACUCUCUGGUGGUAGCGGCUUGGAUCUCCAACUGUGAUAGGGUCAUGGCCACCACUACACACAUGCGCUCGUCAGAAGCCUUCGUUCUGUGCUGCUGUUCAUGAACUCUCAAGCUCUGUCAGAGGUGAAGGUGCCUAGAGCCAGACUACAGGUUCCUGGAGAGAGAGGCAACUGGUAGCCUGGGGUUCAGGAUGCUGGGAUCACUGAAGGAACCAGGUCCGAGAGGCAGGAGCCGGUGCCCCCUGGUGGAUGCCAUGGAAGACGCCACUUUCCCGGAAUGCAGAGACGUCUGCUGGGAGGAGGGGUGUGGAUGCCUCUCACCUGUCCACUGUCACACUUUGUAAUAAAUGAUAAACAAAGCCA
Messenger RNA from Myodes glareolus (Bank vole), 4310 nucleotides. Lineage: Eukaryota; Metazoa; Chordata; Mammalia; Rodentia; Cricetidae. The record is from RefSeq and is a predicted model, not a curated record.